CGCGCCAUUUAAAAAAAACUUAUAAAGAACAUAACAUAUGAUGGUAAGUUACCGACUGAACACGGUUGAAGUGUCGAUAACAAAAAUUGAUGAAAUUACAUUUACCGAUCGAGUGAAUUUAAAAAAAGAAAUAGAAAAAGCAAAGAAUAUACAAGAAUAGUUUCGUAUUUUUAGAAAAAUAGUAACUAUUUAUUUGUACACGUAAACGGAGUAUUAUAAAAUGUAGUGCAGCUGGUAUUAACAAAAUCUGAAUUCAACAGACAGAUCAACAUUAUUUAUAAAUAUAUAUAUCAUAUUUAUAUUACUUAUAAUAUUAAUAAUAUUAGUAAAUGAUAACACGAAAAGCACAAUUAAUAAUAAACUGUAAAUAAUACUUUGCUAAGAACAAAUCGUGAGAUUAGGAAUAUAAUAUAAUAAUUUAUCUGUGGAUUUGUCCUUUUACAUAAUUUCAUUCAUAAUUCAUUAUUGAAUUUCAUUGAAAUUCAUUCAGAAUAUAUUUUUCAAAUGCAGAAUGAGACUAUAAAUUAUGAACACAUUGUACCAAAAUGUCGUCCUCCUAUAAGAAAUGUUAAAGAAUGUACAAAUAAAGUUGAAAAUAACGAUAAAAAUAAUAAUCAUAAUAUAAAGAAGAUACUUGUUACUUCAGAAACAUUUGUAUAUGAACAAAUAACUAAAAUGAGUGAUUCAAGUAAUAUUACCAAUAAUAAGAGCAUUGAAGAUACUCAAAAUAUUACAAAUAACGAUAUUUCUGAGGAAGAGACAGAUUCAAAAGAAGAUUUUGAUGUAACAGAUAACUCAUUGCUUAAUCGUUCUAGUUUUAAUAAUAUUGAGCAAAUAUCUACAUCAUCACCUAAUCCUAAAGAAAAAAAGCGAAGUUAUACAGAAGAUAAUAAAAAUAAUGGAGGGUCAUCAUCAUUUUUAUAUAUAUUUAUAUUUUCUAUGAUUAUAUGUAUAAUAGCAAUUUCAUAUUAUAAAUAUUCACCAAAUCAUAAUGAUCAAUUGACACCAAUUAAGAAACAAAAUUCAAACAAAGAUAUAAUACAAGAAUUUCGUAAAUCGGUGGACAGUGUCAAAUCAAAAUUUCACAAUCAAACUUCUAAAAUGUGGAUUGAAUUUCAAUCUCAGGUAGAAGAAGUUGUUGAUGAAAAGAGCAAAACUUCCAUUGUCCUUUUACUUGGUAAUGAAACCAACACGAUCAAAUGUUUUGCACAUUUGUUUGGAAGCUUAAGUAGCAAAGUAUUAGGCAGUAAUAAUUAUUUAUUGUUAAAUGCGAGAAACAUUGGUAAUGAUCAUGGAGAAAUUCUUACUAAAUGGAAACCAGAGAUUGUGAAAAAUAAAGUUGUGAUUAUUGAAGAUUUGCUAAGUUUGGAAACUGAGUCUAUUAAAUCAUUGCAUAAUUUAUGUGAUACAAAUAAUCCUUUGGUUUCAAAGUCUUUUUAUAUAAUUACUAUUAUAUCCAAUGGUUACGAAGGAUUACACACAAAUAAAUUUGUAGAAGGUAGACUCACUGACAAAUAUUCUAAGACAAUUGAUUUGGAUAUUUUAGAUCCUUUAAUAACACGAAUCACGGAUGGUCCAAUAAUAUCUAUUUUUCCUGAAUCAAACAUGAAAGAAAAACAUAACAUUAAAGAAUGUUCGUUUCUUUAAUUU
Polistes dominula (European paper wasp) is the source of this 1650-nucleotide messenger RNA. RefSeq names its product Torsin interacting protein (gene TORIP). The record is from RefSeq and is a predicted model, not a curated record. Gene Ontology annotation, molecular function: ATPase activator activity. NCBI's taxonomy places the organism in Eukaryota, Metazoa, Arthropoda, Insecta, Hymenoptera, Vespidae. Gene Ontology annotation, cellular component: membrane. Gene Ontology annotation, biological process: membrane organization.